AUGAAGAAAGUGCCCCUGCAAAGUCCAUACGUGAUAAAAGUCCGUCAAGAGGCAGUGAUCCACUUAUACGGUUUAAAAUUUCAAAGUGCAGCUAAGCAAGGUCUCGGUUUUACCAAUCGCCGGUCGAGAUACCAUCGGAGUCGCCAACGGAACCUCGCGAGCAACCUUAUUGAUCGCACGACUUUGAACAAGGUUGUUAACGCAGAGGCGAGAGAAGAAGUGAUUAACAACGAGAGCCCGAAUUACACGGGAUGCAACGUUGAUUCCGAGAAUCCUACCUGCGGUCUCACCUUCAUGCACGGGGAACCUGUUCCUUUUAGUCAGGGUUUCUGUUGCUCGUGCGAUCCUCGAACGAACGCGAGACGUCAGUUCGCAGGCUCGAACGAAUCCCUGGAAAGUUCAGCUGCCAAGUCAAACUACAACGUCGCAAACAAAGCUGGCAACAGGUUAGCAAAGCAAAGCUACACGAGUACGAGCGAGGAUCCUGUGGCAGUGGUCCAGAAAACGAACAACGAUGUUCGAUCGAUGAAGAAAUCAAACACGCGACUCGUAAACUCUGAUACCGCCGAAACAAUCGGCGGUGUUUCCGGCUCGGCUAACAGGAAGGACACGGUGCACAAAUCGAUGGAUCGAUUCCCGUCGAUGGCGAUGCGUACGAACAAAGAAGAGAACAAUCACGGGUAUCUCGUAUCGGGGAAAAAGGAAGCCUCGAAUUCCCGUGUCACGGAUUCCAGCGAAAAACAUUCCGGAGAACGGGCGUCGUUGGUGUCGAGGCCGGAAGUGUCCCCUGGAAGUCCGCCAAACGGAGAUAAAACAGCGUCCGACAUUGCGUGCGACGGGGCGAUUCAACCGGGAAAUGUGUCCCUGAAAAAAGCGGGUGAACUCGCGAAACAGCAACGAAAUUACGCGAAAAUGGUUGACAAAGAAAACGUCAACGGUGACAGAUCCGUUCCUAACGCGCGAUGUUCCGUGAAAAAAGACGCGAAAAAUCAACGCGGCUCCAUCGAAAAUCUCCAUUCGGAAAAUGUAGAUAGAGAGAAACACCGAUCGAACAAAUCUACACUACAAAAAUGGUCGAAUUCGUCGUUGAAGGACUCGAAGACAAAAUGGCGAAAGAAGAUUGCAGCGAACGACGUCAAGGGUGAACCCGCGAAUAAAGGUUCAUCCCCGAAGAAGAGGAACAAAGCGUUUCCCGUUACUUCGACAAUCGAUUCGCCGGCUGCUAUGCAUUUAAACGAGCCUUUAAAAAAUUUGUCGACAGGUGUAUUGAAUAGCAAUGGGUCUCCUGUGAGCCAGUCUGUUCGCAAAGGUAAUUUGAAUGGCGUAAUGGAAAGUACGUCUCGCCGGCCGGAUAUUAGAGUCAAGAGUUUUAACGAGAAACAUGGACCGAACGACAAGAAAUCGAUUCGCACCCUCGAAGGCGUCGACCUGAAGCUGAUUUCGGAGACGAUCAUCGACUGUCCGAAAAAGAAUCGCGCAAAAGGGAGUAUCAAGAACUACACGCCGCAGAAGAGAACCUUGAAGAACCUGUCUUAUCGCAAGAACAAGCGACAUCGUGACCGCAGAAACCAGAACGAAGUCGACCAAAGCGAAAGAAACUUUAGAAGAUCCAAUGGACCGUUUCGUGCUGGAAGAAACCGACGCGGGCCGACCUCGAGACGAAAGAGAUGGAGCAAAAAGCUGGACGACAAAGGAUACGCAGGGAUUCAGAAUUCGGCUCGCGGCGUUCAAGUGUACAUAGACAAUUCUAGACCCCUGAGUCGCACGAGCGAGCAAUCAAGGUCGAGUAAAUUGACACAGAAGGAAGCGAAGGACAGUUUGGACAAACGCAUCGACGAGAAGUUCAGUCGCAUAAACGACGUGCUGAAGGAGGACCUCAUGGGCAAGAGUAUGGACGACAAGUCCAAGUGUACAGAUGGGUCUUGCGAAAAUAAAGAUGCAGCUUCUGAAAGUAAAGGUGUACUUUCUGAAAAUAAAGAUGUAUCAUCUGAAAGUAAAGAUGUACCUUCUGAAAAUAAAGAUGCAGAACAGAAAGAGGAAGGUCAAGAAGAGACGCAGUCUGAUUUCCAAAACGUCGAAGAUGACGAAUCUAAGGGUUCCAAUACAAACCUUGAAGCGGAGAAUUCGAGCAAGGACGAAGAACAUGUAGUUAAGUCACCCGAUGAAUUUGAGAAGUCUAAGAGUUCGACACGCAACGCGGAGCUAGUAAUUUCGCCUACCAGCGAUGGCUAUAAAGCGACUUCCGAUUUAUCCCUGGCAGAGGAAGAGUUGUUCAAGGAAGCGGCAACAGAGAUGACGCGAGCGUUGAUAGUAGUCGAUCUCUUCAAGGUUGUAACCAGUCCGCUGAACCAGCAGCUGCAAACCACAACCCUGAAGCCAUCGAAUCGAUCGCUGAUGGCGAGUCUUGCGAAGAGCAUACAGAAAGCCUUUGGACUUCAGCGGGAGUCGGAGACAACUCGUCAAACGUUCGUGAUCACGUUGAACGAGUCGACCGUGACUGAAAACAGUACCGAAGCGACGACAACCGGCGGCACCACGAGAAUCACGGAUCAAGCUCUUCGACCUUCGAUCAAGCCCUUCAAAGCGAAGCAAACUUCUGGCGAGUUCCAUAACGAGGUCGUCAUCGACGAGUUGACUUUCCCUGAAGAAACCAAGGAGUCAACUUCCGCAACGCGGGGAGACUCGGUGACCCAGGUACAAGAUGGAAGGAAAAAGAAACGUAUGACACCGUCGAUUAAGGAUUCGUUGGGGCUUCGAUCGACCGGGUUCGACAGAAGCGUUCGCGACGAUAAUCUGGGAGGAAAGAUGAAAUACUCCUUCGAGGUUGGAAACGUUAAUCUGAUGAAGGAGAAGCUGGGCUCCAGCAGCUUCGUUCGUGAACAGCGGAAUUAUCUGCAGCUGAUGGUUAACGGCCAGGAAGCUGAAAAGAGUUACAGAAAAGGACGCAGGCUCAAUAAGGAUCGCUCCCCAGGCAGAAGAGAAGCGUCAUUGAAUUUAACAGGAAUUAAGUGCAUUCAUCAUCCGUGGUCCACUACACAGUCUUCGGAGUUCACUCUUAAGACCAAGGAUCACAUCUUGCCCAAGGGUCUGUCAAGAAAAAGGGUGCAGAAGGAGUCCAACACCUCUCCGGGUAGAAUACUGCCACCUUGUUCCAAAAAGUAUCGAAAGAGGCGUUUGUUGUCUGUGCAGACCUUGAAGAGCUGCAAAAACGAACAGGGUAAGGGCCAAAAGAAGUGCGUCGAUGACAGCGAGUACGAGGAUGAUCGUCCAAAGAAGUCGCAGCUGAAGUCGAAGAAGAGGAACGCGGGACGACCGUCGAAGCGGAAAAAAAACAGCAAAAAUCGCAGCAAGAAGCAGCUGAAGCCUCUGGAGGAUCCGAUGGAGGACUACGAUUAUCGCAUGCCCAAGGACCGAAAGUACGAGAUCCUCGACGAGAGACAGGCCGACGACGAUCCUGAAGAAACCCUCGAAAACGACGAAACAAUUCCUUCGGAGUCUGAAAAAAUGUCGGACUCCAGCGAGCUACCGAACCCCUUCCAGCUACCGGACACCGAUGUCAACUUCGACAAAUUGCCGGACAAGAUGGAGGACUCGAAGGUGGAGGAUCUGGCGCAGGUCGAGAAGAACGAAUUGGGGAAAGAUUUCGAGAUAUCACUGACGGGGAAAAUUCACUUGGAAAGCGAUUCGAACGGGCGACCGGUGUCCAUCAGUUUCAACGCCGCGCCGGAAUAUCUGCCAAAGGGUUCCGCGAGGAUAAACGAGUACGUCGAUCGAUUCCCAUCAGAGUCAGCCUCCAGUUCUUUCGCCGACGCGUCCGACACGGACAAUGCUAAUUUUUUGUCGAACUCUUUGGCCCAACCGAUGGUCCCCGAAGCGGCCGAUCGAUUCGAAUACUCCGACGAGAUUCGUGAGAGAAAUAGAAAUCCAGGCAGAUACGUGGGUCGCCAGAAAUUGCUUCGUUUGCAGAAGAAAUCCGUGGACGCGAUUAAAGACGCCGAUCAGGAGAUAAGACUGAAAAGGUUGUCUCAGGAUGACGACAGUGGCUUCGAGGGAAAUAGGGGGAGUAAUUUGAAACGAGACGUCAAUGUUGUUUCGAAGGAGAAGGAAGUGAAGAAUGUGCAGGAGCCUUUGACUUCUGAGGAACUGAAUGUGGUGCCAGACUCGCCCCAAGUUUCCCUGGACCUGUCCAACGAGCCAGAGGCCUCCUUCCUGAACAACGAGCCCGAGGACGUGAGUACGGACGUCGUAGAGAACUUUUCAGGUGCCUGCUACGCGAACAGCACUACGGCGAUAAUCGACGUGACCGAAGAAACCACGAUGACGGAGAAGCUGCCUGCCCUGACCAACCAGACGGUCCUGAGCUAUCAAGACAUAAAUAUACCGAAAGACACGGGUCCCUCCGUGGGCAGCGCACAGUUCCUCAACGUUACAGCGGCCGAUAGCUACGAGGAUGUGACGGAGGAGGCUUUGCCGACCGAGAAAGAGGGUUACGGGCAGGCGAAGGGAUACAACGCGACGCAGGAGGACAAAGAGUCGGCGGAGAAGAAGAACAUGUUGGCGGUGGAGGAAUUCGUGAAGAAGUUGGAGAAACUAGCUUCGGAUGGGAACUCGAGCAAUCAGACGGGCAACACUUUGAUCCACUUGAAGAAGUAUAUAAUCGUGCCGAGCAACCAGACGUUUUGGGGUUUGGGGAAAUUGUCGGAGGCCGAGGAAUCGCAGCCAUCGGUGGAUACGAAGGUCAUAAUGGGGGACGGAAGGAAAGAGGUGGAAGAAAGCGAGGAUGAGAAGUCGGAGUUGAAGGACCCUGAUUUGAUUAGAGAGAUUAUUAGCUCGGUGAUCAGUGGCGAGAAUCGCGACGCGUCCGGUAAAUCUGUCGAAUCGAAGGAACAGUCAGAUCAGAUACCCAACGAUGAAAUACAAGAUGUGAUCGACGAGAAACUGGAGACAGGGAAGUCGGAGAGUUUAGCAAAAUUGCGAGAAGAGAGUAAAACCGACGAUCAAUUCCUGGAAAGGAACUCUGAAAAUGUUAAGAAACCUUCGAAAAACGGUAAUUACGUUUGCAGAGAAGGUAAAUCUAAUUUGAAAGAGAAAAGAGAGGCGGGUAACCUGAUAAGGCGGGAACGAAAACAGGAAGCUCGUAAUAAGAAGAAGGACGCGAGGCACGAGAAGAAGAAACAUCGGAGAAAGCGGAAAAGAAAGCCCAAGAAGAAGAAGAAGAACACGAGCAAGAAGGGUAGCAAGAAGAGCAAGUGGCCAUUUAAGAGGAACUUACUCAUGCUAUCGGAUGAGGAGCAGGUUCAAACACCGGACUGCGGGAAAAAGUGGAGGAUCAUUGAUAAAUUUUCAUUGUGCGAAAAGAGCAAGAGUAAAAUGGAACGAAUGAAGGCACCUGAUGGCGGAAAUAAGUUUAGAGAGCCGCAGAUUCGAGGAGGUCAGGAUUGCUCCGAUCGCAGGCAUCCUUCAAAAUAUCUGGAGUCGGCGCAUUGUCUGCGGUUCAGCAAUUUAUGGUACUCGGUCUACCAGCUAGAAGAGCCAGUGGUCUCCCACAAGAUUCACCUGCAGAUCUACGUGAAGCGUGCAUCGGUUGACGAAUCGAUAUUCUGGCAAGACCUGACAAACGGUUCGAGUAUAAGGACGUUUAUCUCAUCAGAUUGGGCACCUUCGAUAAGCGCUAUCGGGAUAAAGCGAACACCAUGGAUUUCACGAUGGUCAGGCGAGUAUCUGGUUGUGCAAGCGGACAAGAUCAACGAGGAUGCAAACGAGUGCGACAAAGCCGGUGUGGGUUUCACCGCAUUCGUUAAUCAACCGGAUCGUUGCGAACGUGUACGUGGAACCUGUUUGAAGAAUCAACCGAUGGAUUACUGGAGACACGACGUCGAAGCACGAGAUUCCGGACGGUCUGGUUGCUACUUCUUGAGCAAUUUCGCCUGGGUGCCGAGCGAGGCCAUCAAGUACAACGUGAACGGAACCGGAAGCCGCGAGUUCCUCGCUCUCGAGUACCAUUCGCCGCACGUGUCCGUGAUCGACGUUGAACUCGGCGCCGACUACAAUGCUCUCCUUCGAGCAGGGUCAUACGGUCGACUAACCGAGGUGUACAUAGAUAAUACAGCAAUUGAUUACACAGUGAUAACGGUGCUGAUUACCAACAAAGGCUCAUCUUCAUCCUCUUAUCGAGUCCGGAUUACAGAUUGUCCCCAAGGACUUCCGGUAUCGUGGUUGAACGCCGAGACUCCCACCAAGACAAUCUCGUCCCAUCGUGACCGUAAAGUAGCUCUAGAUCUCUACGGCAGACUCUCAUUAAACGAAUUCUCUUGUUCCGUGGAGCUGUUGAACAGCGACGGGGAAGCGGUGGCAAACAGGAGGCUGAAAGCGCGAAGAAAUAAUCGUUGCUUUUGUAUACGACACUGCGAGUGUACGUGCGGACGAGAUAGAACUUGUCGACCCGUGUCCUUGAAAAAUUAUCACGCCGCAGGAUUUCGGGGUCCACUGCCGACCGUUCCUGAUGAAUCUUUCAACUGGUUCCAUCCUGUCACCGUCGUUUGUUUGGUUUUUAUAGGUCUACUGCUGUUGUUACUCGCUUUAGGUAUUUUAAAAUGGGCGAUCGGAAUGUGCGUGCCGGCUGUAAGUCGUUGGGGUUUGGACGCGCUGCUCGAAUCGGACAAAAUGGAGGAAUAUUACGAGAAGGACCUAAAAUCGCGGAGCGUGGUGUUCAACGAAUUCGGGCAACCCGUGCAUCCGGACACGAGGCGAAAAUCCGUUAGAAUUUGCAAGAGGAAGGUAGAAUUUUUCCUGAAUCUGAUAUUCUUCUUCAUCCACCCCCUGGUGUGUUGUUGUUACUGCACGAAACCUCGCCCAAGCAAAAGUAUUCCAGUUGAAUCCAAGACGAGUCUGAUGUCUGAAAAAGACGAGACCCCUACAAUGAUAUGCCUCAGCACGUACGGAGACAGCAUAAAUUCCAAGAUGGAGGCGGAGGAUACGAAGUACGUAAUAGACGAGCUGAAAAAGUCGCAGGAGUCCUUGCAGAAUCACGGCAGAUACAAAGUAGGCCUUCGAUCGUACUUUCUAGGACCUUCUCGAAUCUCUGUAAUGGAUCUCUUUUUUAAUACCUGA
Molecule: messenger RNA, 7110 nt
Organism: Megachile rotundata (alfalfa leafcutting bee)
Lineage: Eukaryota; Metazoa; Arthropoda; Insecta; Hymenoptera; Megachilidae
Source: RefSeq, a predicted model, not a curated record